UGGCUGUGUUACCGACUAUGUUGGAGGGAGUAGUUGGUCAUCUGGGCUGGAGCUAUUAUCCUCCCUGCUACCGCCCACCUCCAUCCGAAACGUGAGUUUUGGUUUUCGCUUUUUCUUGCAUUCAGAACAGUUGUUCCCUUUGUAAUUUAGACAUUGUUAAUCACGAUUUGUUUCUGGAACGUCCAUUCUCUUCUCGUGUGCUGUUUCUUUGAAUUUACGCUACCUAGACGAACCAAGCUUCGUUUAGUGUCAGUCUAACUAUUUAUCGAGUUAGUUAAAGAGUCUACGUCUCGUUGAUCAUGUCCACAAACAUCGUCGGCGUUCAUUACAAGGUUGGCAAGAAGAUUGGUGAGGGUUCCUUCGGUGUUAUUUUUGAAGGAACCAACUUGCUUAACAAUCAGCAAGUUGCUAUCAAAUUCGAACCACGCCGAAGUGAUGCUCCUCAACUUCGUGAUGAAUAUCGUACAUACAAACUGCUUGUUGGUACUCAAGGAAUUCCGAAUGUGUACUACUUUGGACAGGAGGGACUUCACAAUAUCCUUGUGAUUGAUCUGCUGGGUCCCAGCUUGGAGUCCUUGUUUGACAUGUGUGGUCGCCGGUUCUCUGUCCGAUGCGUUGCUCUGGCCGCUAAGCAAAUGCUUGCUCGUGUACAGGAUAUCCACGAGAAAAGCUUAAUUUAUAGGGAUAUCAAACCCGAUAACUUUUUAAUCGGACGUCCAGGCACGAAAAACGCAAAUUUGGUUUACACAGUGGACUUUGGCAUGGCCAAAUUUUACCGGGAUCCCGUUACCAAGCAGCAUAUCCCAUACAGAGAGAAGAAGAAUCUGUCGGGUACAGCGCGUUACAUGUCCAUUAACACACAUCUUGGACGCGAGCAAUCUCGGCGUGACGAUCUCGAAGCGUUGGGUCAUGUGUUUAUGUACUUUUUGCGAGGCAGUUUGCCUUGGCAAGGCUUGAAGGCGGCCACGAACAAGCAAAAGUAUGAUAAGAUUGGCGAGACGAAACAAAAGACACCGUUGGAUGAAUUGUGUGCUGGUUUCCCUGAAGAGUUCCACAAGUAUAUGCACUAUACUCGUAAUCUUGGUUUCGAGGAGACACCCGACUACAACUAUCUGCAGGGUUUGUUUAGUUCUGUGCUGCUGAAGUUGAAUGCUACGGAAAACGACCCCUUCGAUUGGGACUUGCUGAAUGAAGGUGCCGGCUGGCAAUCGAUGAAGCGUGCAAGUCGUACAGAGAGUCAAGGCAAUUGGCAACAUGCUUCUCGUCAUACUCACCAGGCUUCACGUCAAGCACUCCGUUCUCAACUGUUUGCUAACUCUCAAUCAAAUGCGGGCGAUGCCGCGAAUGCGUCUCCUGUGCCUCUUGGUGCAGAAACUAGUGACACUGUCGAUGCUUCAAAGCGUACCUUAUUGAACGGCUCACAACCACCGACCCCCGGCGUCUCCUCCUCUCGCCCAAUGUCUAAUGUUGCCCCCAAUACUCACUCUUCUGCUCCACAAACUUCUUCUGCCGGCGGUCGUAAUGGCGCUGUACCUCAAACGAACUCUCGUGUCAAUACUUCCAACACACAAGGGCGACCUGUACAAGCUGCAAAACCAUCAUCUGGGUCUAGAGAAAAACGUUCUUUUUGGGCAAAACUCUGCUCGUGUUGUGCUGGCUCCUAUGAGGAUUAAUUCAGUGCAAUACCGUUGCCAUUAAAUGUCCUAUCUCAAGAAUCCACACUUUAAACAUUAAUGCUUUCGUCUCAACACAAACGCACACUUAUUUACUUACACGUACGCAUACGCAUAAACAGUUCAUCAUACGGACGCGUACAAGUCUUUUUCCUCCUUUCAUCGCUUAUUCACAGCCAAGGAAGGGCACUCAUGUAAUUUCAAGGACUAACGUCGUUUUGCUCCUUGUGCUUCCACGUCUUGCGCAAGAUGUAAUGACCUCUUUCAGAUUUGUGCCUGUUUUAUCCUUUUCCUUAAAUCAUUCACUUGACGUCCAGGAAGUUGUGGUUGGAAUGCGAAUGAAUGGGAGCCGAAAGAGUUGCAACUCGCGUCAGGCAAACAUAUUCGCCAGCAUUUUAUAUUUCACUAAGUCCGGACCGUUGAAUGAUCUUUUGGUUCUUCAGUCGUCUCUUUUUGCCGUUACUGAAUCCAAGAGAAAGGAAGCUGCGUCCCAUAGUACUCUUCACCGAGCACCUUCGUUACAUUUACUAAUGAAUUAACUGUAUUACACACAAGGAUAUUGCAUAUUCACAAGGAAGCACGUUGGGUCGCAGGCUGUGUACUCGAAGAAGUCUCAGAGAUUCUCGCUCAGAGUAGCGGUUUUUUUACUAUUCAUCUGUGGAUUGAAUACACACUCUCUAACAAGUCCUCUUUUUAUUAAUACGAAUGCGUCUAAAUAAAUAAUCUAUUUCAUUGUGACCUUUUUUUUUUAUAUUUGUCAAUUUACAUAAUCAUUUUGAAAAGCAAUA
Schizosaccharomyces japonicus yFS275 is the source of this 2461-nucleotide messenger RNA. Its product is annotated as CK1/CK1/CK1-G protein kinase Cki1. The coding region runs from base 300 to 1673 and encodes 457 amino acids. Gene Ontology annotation, molecular function: transferase activity; kinase activity; ATP binding. The transcript has 3 exons. NCBI's taxonomy places the organism in Eukaryota, Fungi, Ascomycota, Schizosaccharomycetes, Schizosaccharomycetales, Schizosaccharomycetaceae. Gene Ontology annotation, cellular component: cytoplasm; fungal-type vacuole. The record is from RefSeq and is a predicted model, not a curated record.